This is a messenger RNA of Drosophila ficusphila, 661 nucleotides long. Its product is annotated as protein G12. Bases 1 to 654 code for a protein of 217 amino acids. The record is from RefSeq and is a predicted model, not a curated record. The transcript is spliced from 2 exons. NCBI's taxonomy places the organism in Eukaryota, Metazoa, Arthropoda, Insecta, Diptera, Drosophilidae.
AUGGCUUUCUCCACCUCCGCAUCGCUUUUUCUAUUGGUCUCAGCAAUUAGCUGUUUGGCUUUAGUUUCUGGAGAUUUACGAGCAGAUCUACGGGAUUUUGUGGCCUUGGUUCCCCGCCGAAGAAUCGGAUUCAUCGCCGCCAGAUACUAUAUUUUCGAUCCGAAGUUCCGUCAGGCAGUCGAAUUUGUUCGUAGCGAUGAGUUUACGACAACUUGGCAGCAAGUUCGGGCAGCUCCUGAUUUUGCGGAUGUAGUUAACUACCUGACUGAAAAUGGAUCGGGUUAUGAUAUCACAACUCUGGUGGACAGUUUGAUAAAUCGGUUGCGCACAUAUCAGCUGUCGCGCACUGUACCCGUGGAACUAAUGCUGCGACGCGAUUUGACCACUUUCCUUCGAGAUGUUCUUCAAAGUUUGCCAAGAACUAGAAUCUAUUCUUUGAUGUCCCAGAAAAUGAGACAGAGUGCUGAGUUUGCCAAACUCUACAAGGCUGUAAGGAAUAAGGAGUUCAAGGAGUUGGUGCAACGUGCCAGGCGUUCCAGACAACUGCAAGCACCAAUUAAAAAGUUAGCCCAAAAAAGCAUCAAUGUGGAUGAACUGAUCCAAGUUGUAUUUGAAAUAAUCAGUUGGGGUCCUCAGAUUACAUCGACUCAAUAGAUUUGAU